Formica exsecta is the source of this 3557-nucleotide messenger RNA. RefSeq lists its product as uncharacterized. The transcript has 4 exons. Gene Ontology annotation, molecular function: ubiquitin protein ligase activity. The record is from RefSeq and is a predicted model, not a curated record. The coding region runs from base 131 to 1141 and encodes 336 amino acids. Gene Ontology annotation, cellular component: cytoplasm. Lineage: Eukaryota; Metazoa; Arthropoda; Insecta; Hymenoptera; Formicidae.
AGACGAUGACAUACGACGCCCGUACUUUCGGAAGUAUACGUGUCGCACUAGCUAUUUUUUUCCGCUCCCCAUCUCGUACAUGAUUCUCACCUCUAUCGUCGUCUCGAAUGGAAGAUAACUAAAUAAGGUCAUGGACACGCUCUAUCCGAAUCUCUACGAGCGCUUCAAGACCGAGGGACUCUGUCCCAUCUGCCUCAUGGAAAUGGAACUCACGCCUCGGUACUCGUGCGUCAACGGGCACACCGUGUGCCAUCGUUGCAAGCCCUACUACUACGGCUGUCCCACAUGCAAGGCGCCCUUGGAUGUGGAGAUUCAGCCGCUACAGACAGACGCACUACCGCCGACACACUACAUGCCGCAUCCCAUGCCAUCGCGAUCGUACAACGAUCAUAAUCCCAGCGCGCCGUCGAUGAACGACUUCCUGGAUCGCGAGAAAAGGGCUUGGGAACCGCCCGUACCGUUGGAAAAUCAACAGCUCGAAUCGUGCUCGUUCUCUCAUCUAGGAUGCUGGGUGAAGAUACCGGAGCAUUUGCGCGUACUACAUGAGUCGAGGUGUCAGUUUCGACCGCAUUUGGAGGAGGAGCACAUGCCGACCGAUCUUCAUCACGGUCAUGAUGAUUUGGUAGAGUGCACGUAUACCGCAGCGGGUUGCAAGGUACAAACGGUGCCAUGGCGACGUAGCAUUCACGAAAAGUUUUGCAUCUAUAAAGACAGGUUCCAAGCCGUAAACGACAUCAGUGACGGUCUCGCGUCCGCAACGAUCGCCGAUAACGAUUACGGCGGCGAUCCCGACGAAUUGGUGCAGUGCAAGUUCGAGCGAUACGGCUGCAUGGUGAGAAUGCCGAGGAGACGGAAAUACGUGCACGAGCAGAAAUGCAACUACAAGAGCCAUCAAGAGGACGUAAGCGAUGGGUUCUUCGUUUAUCCCGCGCAGCCGGAAUUAGAUCCUGAGGAGCAAGUGGAAUGCAGAUGGUCCGUAUACGGUUGCCGAGUCAGGCCGAAGCGUUAUCGCAUGCAAAUCCACGAGAUUAAAUGUAAUUACAGGAUGGAAGAGUGCGCGUACAAGGAUUACGGAUGUAGCGCCAUAUUUACGCCAGCUAGAAAGUACGCUCAUGAGAACACUUGCGAAUAUGCUAAUUAGAUGUUUAGAUGUCUCUUAGAUAAAAUCUAAUUUCCGCGUAGAAUAGAUGUACAUUUGUUGGAAACGGCCGCAAAAAUAUUUUUUCCAUAUUUUUAAUGAUCUUUAAGAGAUAUCGAUCAAGAUGUAGUCUCACGAUGAAAUCUUCUUAAUUUUAGUGACGGGAAUAGCACAAAGAUAUACAAAUUGCCUUCGAGAGAAUCGAUUCAUAUAAUCGUUAUACGGAAUGCUAAUAAAAAAACGUACUCUUCACUUUAUGUUGCAACAAACGAGUAAUUAGAAUAUCAGUUGAAUAAAUUGACCUAACCCGUGGCAAUUAUAUUAAUCUGCAACAAAAACUGCGCGCGAGCAUGAAACUCGCACAGAGAUAACAACAAUUAACAACAACAAGGCAAAUCUAUCAAUAACCGCUGAGAAAUUCAAGUCUAUUUUACAAAACCCAUUAACAGCGAUUUCUCCAAGAACCCGUGGGAUAAUACACGGAAGAGGAUUAUUUUCUCUAUCUCUAUCUCUCUUUCUGUCCCGUUGCAAGAUAGCAAGACUAACGCCUGUCGGUCGGGGGAUCAUCUUGAGCAUGAUCGUCCGAAAUGAGGGGGUGAUGGCAUGGCUGGGAUAUCCAACACCUGCAGGCUAAUGGUGAAUCUCCCUGUGCGCCCACGAUCACAUGCCCCCAUCCCCCCCCCAUCUUCACUCGAUGAAACGACACCUACACGUUUAUAGCGCCCAUUUAUAACGCCGUGUGCAAAAGAUGGGAGCGGACUUCGUCUCGAUAUCUGAUGUCUCUAAAUGUUAGUCUCGAAGUCAAUAAAACGCGUCAGAAUCAAGCGUUAUGUAAUCUUAAAUUUUAUUAGAUCUAUUAAUGAUUAAAAGACAAAAGUAAAUUAUAUUGGAUUAUUAUAAAUAAUACGGCGUAACUAUUUGCUAUGAUAUUACAUAUCACUAUUGCAAUAUGUAAACUGGCAGUAUAAAGUAACAUUUAUUUAAUGUAGUAUUGGCAUAUGAGCAAAUAUUUAAAAAAGUCACAAAGUUCAACACUUGUGAAUAAAGAGCGCGGACAUAGAUUGAAAUCUAUUUCUCGUGCCAUGAAAAUCUCUGAUACUCCCAUGGGUGAAGGCGUACGCCUUCGUUCCUAAAUAAAUAUCGAAUGGACCGUGUCGCGAAAAAAUCUUGUCCGUCUGCAACGCGAGCGGUACGCCAUCUCAAUCUGGUCAGAACUUUAACAUUCAACGGCGGUCUGCUGGACAAAGGGACUGCAGGGACUGUUUUACAUAGUAAAGACCAAAAAGGAUCCCUACCUCUGACCAACGGAUGCCUUAAAGAGGAUACCGCAUCGUAUCCAAGUUCAUAGUCAUAUACAAAGAGAGAGUGCCAUCCUAAAUUAUAUUCAAAAACAAUAUCAAGAAAUGACUCUUAUUCAAGGCAAUGCCACCCCUCGAUCGCAAGCCUUUACCUUCUGUAAUUGCGUUUUUAUUCGCUGAUUUUUAAUUAACCGAUUUAUAAAAGGAUUGCGCAGCUUAAAGAAGAUAUUUCAGUACGACUAAUUUUGAUUUAAAACAUCUGCUGUUAUCUGCUUUAUGCACAUAAAUUCAUUUUACGAUUGUAUUUUACACAGAAUUUAGAUAUAACACAUUUAUGUAUACGUAAUCGGUUAUGAUUUUUAUUUUCCAAUAUACAUAAAAUAAUAUGCUCAUAUAAUCUCAUAUUUUUUUUCAUAACAGAUAACAGUAUUAUAGAAUCGAGGAAAUGCAUAUUAAAUUCCAUGUAUAAUAAAAAAAUGUAAAAAAGAUGUUCGCUUUCUAGUUCAAUAAAUCAGAAAAACCGCAUUAAUAUACGGAGAUUCGUUAUUUCUAUGUAAAACAGUAACGCGAAAGGAAAAGUUGACGACGGAUAAGGGAACAAUUAUCAGGCGGAAGUUAAUGGCUUUUUUUCUUCAUUAAAAUCUCUCUCGCAUAAAUUAAUCAGCUGAUCAGCGUUAGAUGAUGAAAGAUAAGAAGACGGCUGCCAGUCGCAUUUAAGAAGCUCGUUGGUAGGCAGAACGGAUACAGGCACGGCAAGCUAAAACCGACCGAUGGUGGGGUUGAACGAAGGAAUGGAAGGAGAAGAUGCGAGUAAAUUGCACCCUUGGGGACAAGCCUGACGAGUGACGCGAAGGACGCAACAAGCCAGAAGUCAGCCAACUUUAAUUAAGACGGCGUAGCAAGCAAGAUGUAGACACGAGACUUUAUAUAAGAACUCGAGUUUGUAAAAUUUCUUUGUUACCUGGGAAUUGUAGGACACGUAUCACAGGAGUGAAACACGAUAGUGUAAAGCACUUUGUUACUUAAGUUACAGAAUAUUUCAGACCUACAAAUUUAUUUUUUAUUUAAUUUACAGUUUUAUUCUUCAAUCCAAAGUAAAUCUUUAAGAAAUAUAUUAAGAG